Soboliphyme baturini is the source of this 491-nucleotide messenger RNA. Lineage: Eukaryota; Metazoa; Nematoda; Enoplea; Dioctophymatida; Soboliphymatidae. The record is from the annotation of a GenBank genome assembly.
AUGACUGAGCAGACAGCAACGUCCAGCGGUCACUGGACCAAAAGAGUCCAAGAAAUCGUGCUCUCGUUUUCGGCCGAUUCCGAUUGCCCUUUCGUAGUCGCCGGAGGUUCGGAAAACGCCGCUUUUCCGAUCGUCUCGUGUCUUCGCAACGACCUACUGAAGUACCUCAACGAAAAUGACCGCAUUUCGAACGGAUACAUUGUUCUGGAGGUUCAGGGCCGAAAGAUGGCCGGUCUGACAAGCUAUGAUGCCCAGAAAUGGUUGAGAAAUUGCUGCGUUCGCGGAGGACCAAUGGCGAUCAAGUUCGUCCGACCAGGUAACGAGAGUCACUGUAACAUAUUCAACAUUAUUUAUUGCGUAUCGUGCGUUGUCUCCCUCUCUGUCUGUGGCAAACUAACCUUUUUAGGUGACAGAUCCUUCUUCUCUCGUGUCUCCAACUGCACCAGGAACAUUGCUCUGGGGUCGGCUCUAAUCAUUUCUGUAAGCUAAAA